AUGAACCACCUAUUGCUUUUCUGUUUCAGUGCCAGGACAAUGAUUCCACCAGGGGAAUGUCUGUAUGCUGGGAGGAAAAGGAGGAAACCUGUUCAGAAACAAAGGCCUGCCAUUGGGAAUGAAAAGUCUAAUCCUUCUAAGAGACAUAGGGACCGUCUGAAUGCUGAAUUAGAUCAUCUGGCCAGCCUCCUGCCUUUCCCACCUGACAUAAUAUCUAAGUUGGACAAACUUUCUGUCUUGCGCCUUAGUGUCAGCUAUCUCCGAGUCAAAAGCUUCUUUCAGGCCAUUCAAGAAAAGCACUUUAGGAAGCAAGUUGGUCACACAAUAAAAGACCAUCUAUCCAGUGAGACUGCCAUACCAGAAGGUGGACUUCUACUAGAGUCACUGAAUGGCUUUGCCUUGGUGGUGAGUUCAGAUGGAAUGAUAUUUUAUGCAUCAUCAACUAUUGUGGACUAUCUAGGCUUUCAUCAGACUGAUGUAAUGCACCAAAAUAUAUACGAUUACAUUCAUGUGGAUGAUCGCCAAGAUUUCUGUAGACAACUGCACUGGGCCAUGAAUCCUCCACAAUUAGUGUCUGGACAACAAUUGCAGACAGAAACAGGAGAAGAAUACAUUCUCAAUAAGUUGUUUAAGGCACAAGAGUGUGACAGCAUGCCAACAGAUUAUUCUUCCUUUUUAACUCGUUGUUUCAUCUGUCGAGUCCGCUGCCUGUUGGACAGUACUUCCGGUUUCCUUACAAUGCAGUUUCAAGGUAAACUGAAGUUUCUCUUUGGACAAAAGAAGAAGUCCUCUUCAGGAACAAUAUUACCACCUCAGCUGUCCUUAUUCUGCAUAGUGGCACCACUUCUGCUCCCUUCUAUGACAGAGCUGAAGAUGAAAAGUCUGUUUGUGAAAGCAAAACACAAAGCUGAUGAUGCAUCCACAAUGGAUACAAAUUCAAAAGCUAUUUCAGGUCUAUGUGAAACAGAAUUACAAGGAAGAACCAGUUACCAUGAAGGUGCAGCUUUCACUAAUGUGUUACAAAAUGCUGAAAACCAGAUCAAAGCAAACAAUGGAGAAAAUGGCAUUUCUCUAUUCAAAGUACUAACAAAUGAAGAUCACUGGGUCUGGGUACAAGCUAAUACUCAAGUUCUGUACAGGACUGGCUGUUCAGAAUACGUCAUUGCCUCACAGCAAGCUCUAAAGGAAGAAGAUGUGCACCUGAAGGUACCAAAGAACAUCACAAGUUUGAAAGGACACAAGGAAGCACUUAACUAUAACUGUGCCAUUGAAACUUUGGGACAGAUGAAGCAUCUUAACUGGACAGCUGUAAAAAAUGAACAGGAUAGCAUAAAAGUGAAGUUUGAACCUAAUACAAAUGACAAGUGUUUCAUGCAAGAGGAAUCUCUCAAUUCUAACACAUUACUUUUAGGUAUCCAAAACAACUGCAACACAAACAACAUUUGGACUUUAAAAAAUUCAUCAAGUUCUUGUUCUGUAAAUCAACGCAUGAAUACAUGUCCGAGCAGAAAAGUUGGACCGUUCUGUAACAGAGAUCAAAGUCUUUUAAAUUUAGCAUCAACCUGUCCUUCCCACUGGGGUACUACAGAAAAUUGCCAGUCUUAUUCAGGCUUACAGCAAUUUACAGUGGAGAACUACACUACAGAUCCUGUGAAAUUACAACGUCCACUGAUGUACCCAGAAACUCUAUGCGACACAGUAUUUCCUCUAGAUAUGCCCAUCAAAACUGAAUAUGAUUCUGAUUCUGAAAAUGUAGCUGAUAGCUACAUGAUGUCACAAAGUCGAGUCUGGCUGGAUGAGAAUGGUAUGGUGAAAAAGCAGCUGACUGGCUACCCUAACAUGGUGCACCUUAAAACAGAAUCGGACCUCAGUGAGCAACUGUCUCCUUGUCAAAAACCAAAGCACUGUGCUUACACACCACACAAUUGGCAAUGCAUUGUAACAAAUCAUACCAACAAUAUGAAUAUAAACAGACCAUGUAAAGGGUUACAUAACAAAGAGAUGACACAGGUUUGCCCCCAGAACUCUGCAUGUUUGGAAAGCAUCCAUGACUUUCAGCGUACAGACUUCUACAAUCAGUUCUAUAACCCCAAUUCAGUAGAAGAGAGAGAGCAGAAUAACCAGAUUUUUAAGAUGCAAUGUGAGUUUAAAAAUCCCUGCUUGGUUCACACAAUCAAGCGUGAACCCUUGGAUUCUCCACCAUUGUCUGAUAAUGGGCAGGAUGGAAUAGAGAUGAUCUUCCCUGAAAAUGCAUUACCAGGUCCUGUGCCUCAUAAAACAAUGGAAUGUACAUUUUUACAAUAG
This is a messenger RNA of Emys orbicularis (European pond turtle), 2304 nucleotides long. RefSeq names its product aryl hydrocarbon receptor repressor (gene AHRR). The coding region runs from base 1 to 2304 and encodes 767 amino acids. Lineage: Eukaryota; Metazoa; Chordata; Testudines; Emydidae. The transcript has 10 exons. Gene Ontology annotation, biological process: response to xenobiotic stimulus; regulation of transcription by RNA polymerase II; xenobiotic metabolic process. The record is from RefSeq and is a predicted model, not a curated record. Gene Ontology annotation, molecular function: transcription cis-regulatory region binding; nuclear receptor activity; protein dimerization activity. Gene Ontology annotation, cellular component: aryl hydrocarbon receptor complex; nucleus.